UUCUUAUUGGCCCGCCACGUCAUUUUGGAAUGCAUGUAAUUGGAGUGAUGGUCUAUCUAUUUCAAUCUUCGAAAGUUGGACGAAGGUCAGUGAAGGCCUACGGCACCUUCCGCCUGUGUUCAUUAUCCAAGUUGACCACAUGUCGUUCUUCACGUCCUUCGACUCCUUCAAGACCACGCGAAUCCACGCGACGAGUGCGCAAGUGUUCAACGUCCUCAAGCGAGUCGAACAUUGGCCCGUGUGGGAUGUCGACCUGAAGAAAGUCACUCUGGACACACCGGCGUCCACGCCCCUGAAUAGCACCAAGGGCACUCUGUUCAUGAAGAACUAUGGCGGCGGUGAACAUGCGUUUGCCAUCCAGAACGUCGACGAGGCGCGUCAUUUCGAGUACUACACGCGACUACCAGGGGUAGAUUCGGAAUGGUACUGGACGUGGAGCGAACAUCCUACGGAUGGAUACGUGGACAUGAAGAUGGGCGUUCGCGUCCACGGCGGCGCUGCCCUCUUGUGGCGUGGCGCCCUCGCACCCUUCCUCGGUAGCGCGUUUGACUCGUGUUUGAAGAAUUUCAAGUCGCUGGCUGAACAUGGCCACGUCGACGGGCAAGAUUUCACCCACUUGUAUCAAUAAAUUCACAGCAAGCUUAUGGCUGGAUACGUGGCAUCAUGAUACAGUAGGUAGUGAUUGAGACAUAGUCAUAAGUUUUUAUGGUGCACGGAAGCGCCAAUGGAGUUCACUGGAAUGAAGAAAUAGCCAAUCGAAUCACUAGAUAAAUGAAAUCUAUCUUUUUUGCCUAGA
This is a messenger RNA of Aphanomyces astaci, 796 nucleotides long. RefSeq lists its product as hypothetical. The coding region runs from base 140 to 628 and encodes 162 amino acids. The record is from RefSeq and is a predicted model, not a curated record. Lineage: Eukaryota; Oomycota; Saprolegniomycetes; Saprolegniales; Verrucalvaceae. The transcript has 2 exons.